Molecule: messenger RNA, 1530 nt
Organism: Aspergillus uvarum CBS 121591
Lineage: Eukaryota; Fungi; Ascomycota; Eurotiomycetes; Eurotiales; Aspergillaceae
Product: alpha-mannosyltransferase
Exons: 3
Coding region: 1-1530 (509 amino acids)
Biological process (GO): protein O-linked glycosylation
Cellular component (GO): Golgi apparatus
Molecular function (GO): alpha-1,3-mannosyltransferase activity
Source: RefSeq, a predicted model, not a curated record
AUGGCCGCCUGGUUCCGGUUUGCUUUCUUUGUUUUCUUGAGGCUGAAAUUCGCGCAACGUUCUAGACCGAACCUCUCCCACCUCCUCUCCCUCCUUCCCAACUCAUCCCAGGCGCAAGGCCUCGUCAACCCCAUCACCAGCACAGGUGAAGCCAAAGUCCACGAACUCGGCCUGCGGGCCCGGGUUUUCCGCUCCCUCCUUGACGCCUGGGAAGCCGUCCACCUCAUCCCCACGGCCACAGGCCCCCUCACCCGCGAUGACAUCCUCCAGCUCCUCCAGAACGACCCCGCCAUCGCACACGACCUCCAAACCGACACCCUCACGCUAAUGCACAGCUACGAGACCCUCCGCACUUUCUACACGCAGCUCUCCACGCGUCUCUUCGACUGGACGACCCCCUACUUCCCCUCGCACGCCACGCUACACACGCAAUUCCACAACGGUGGAAGAGGUAUCGUCCUAACCGCCGGCGACAAACAAGCGCCCUACGUACUAACCUCCCUGCAAUCCCUCCGCCGACAAGGCUGCACCCUCCCAGUAGAAAUCAUGUACCUAGGCGACGACGACCUGGGCGAAGACGCCCGCGACGCCUUCGAAGCCAUCCCCGGCGUGAUCACACGCGACCUGUCACCAAUGGUGCAAGACGAAGGCUGGACACUGCGCGGCUGGGCCGCCAAACCUUUUGCCAUUCUUCUCUCUAGCUUCCGCGAAGCGAUCUUCAUCGACGCGGACGCACUCUUCCUCACCAACCCGGCGGACCUCUUCAACAAUCCCGGCUACGUCGAGACCGGGGCCCUCUUCUUCAAGGACCGACUGCUCAUGCCCGGGGAGAAGCGCGCGUGGCUGCGGCAGGUGCUGCCGCCGCCGUUGUCGCGGGCGGUGCGCCGCAGCCGCAUGUGGACGGGCCAGAGCAUCCAUAUGCAGGAGUCUGGCGUGGUGGUCGUCGACAAGUGGCGGCAUUUCGUGGCGUUGCUGCUGGUGACGCGGCUGAAUGGGCCGGAUCGCGACGGCGAUAAGGCGAACGGCAAGGUCGGCGUUUAUGAUAUGGUUUACGGCGAUAAAGAAACCUUCUGGCUGGGCUGGGAGCUCGUAGGGGAUGCGGAUUACGCAUUCCAUGAGGGCGCCGCGGCGGUCAUGGGCACGGCGCGGGUGAACCGUGCUCGAGUGAUCGGGAAUGAGACUGCGGAUGCAUCUGAAGAGAAUGCCGGGAGUGGGAGCCCCGAAGACCCCCGGUUCAGCAUAUGCGCGCCGCAGCUGCUGCACCUGGGAACCGACGGCCGCCCGCUGUGGUUCAACGGGUGGUUGCUUCCGAACAAGUACUCGGACGACCCGCGCCAGCAGCCGACGGCGUUCGAGGCGUUCGUCACGGAACCGCCGGAUGCGACAGCCGUGGGCGCGUGGAAGCUGCAGCAAAAUAACGUCUGCUGUCUGGCGGCGGAUCAUGUCGGGACUUUCAGCGCCGCGGAGAAGGAGGUGCUGGGGGGGAUGGUGGAGAUUGCGAGGGAGGUGGGCGCUAUUGGUGAGGAUUAA